CGUAAACCAGCAGGCGGCUCCGGUCUCGCUCUCGCGGCCCCGGUUGUCAAGGCGCUGGUAGUCUGUGACUUCUCCUCGCUGCGGCCGGACGGUGACAGCUCUAAUCGCCUCACUCAUUUGUCGGAUUUUUUUCUUAAUUUUUUUGCGCCCGGUGGGAGUUUUAUAUUCUAGAAGCGGCGCGGGACUUUGUGGCUGACUCUCAACAACCGUGCUGAACCCUGCCUCCUCAGACACAGUGACUUCAAAAGGAUAGACUGGCUGAUAGACACUGAGAGAAGAGGCAAGCAGAUAAACAGAUAGGGGGAAAGGAGAAAUACAGCCUCUUGUCAAGUGGUGGCGAAGGUGACAGAAGAGCACAUGAGGAGAGGCGACAGUGUGAUAGCAACAUCCUGACCGGUAACGUUGCAUCUGCACUCCAUCACACGCCCAGCAACUCCAGAAGUGGGCGUCAGAAGGAAGGAAAAGUGCGACCACUCCUGCUGCAGGCAUGAGGUCCUUCCGUUCCUUUAGCAAUGAUGAUCGCCAUGUCAUGGCGAAACACUCCACAAUCUACCCCUCCUCUCAUGAUUUGGAGGCUGUUCAGACGCUCGUGUCCACCGUCGAAUGCGCCCUCAAACACGUCUCUGAUUGGUUGGAUCAGAGCAACAGUGACAUCCAGAGUCAGGUCGACAGCCAACCAGCAGACAGCACAGAGGAGGAUGACCCUGGUGAUGAGCCUAGUGAUGAAGCUGAGGAUUCCAGUGACAGCUACAGGGAGUCCAGCAGUGGUGGUGUGCUGUGUGGCGUGAUGAGGAUCGGUCUGGUGGCUAAAGGCCUCCUGAUCAAAGGCGACAUGGACCUGGAGCUGGUGCUGAUGUGUAGAGACAAACCCACACAGACACUGCUGGACACUGUCUGUCACAAUUUACCCACACAAAUAGAGAAGCUGACAGAAGAGAAAUAUGAGGUCACAAGCUGUUUGCCAGAGGCAGCCAUCUUGGUACGAACUACAGCAGAGCCUAAACUCACGCUGAAGAUUACCCUCACCUCACCGGCCAUGAGGGAAGAUGAGGAAGAUGAGGAGGAAGAAGAGGAAGUGGAGGAUGGGGAGGAAGGAGAGGAAGAGGAGGAGGAGGAGGUGGAGGGUGAAGAGGAUGAGCAGGAGAGGAAGAAUGGGCGAGUGUUUGGUGCUGCUGCGCAGAGAGUGGAGGCUGAGGAGGAGGAGGGGGAGGUGCUGGAUAGACACAGAUGUCUGUUGGCCCUGGCAGCGCUGCGACACGCCAAGUGGUUCCAGGCUCGAGUGAACGGGCUCAAGUCCUGUGUUAUAGUUCUCAGGAUACUUAGAGACAUGUGCAAUAGACAUCCCACUUGGGAACCUCUCAAGGGAUGGCCCUUAGAGCUUAUCUGUGAGAAGGCAAUCGCCACCUGCAACAGACCUCUUGGGGCAGGAGAAGCCCUCCGUCGAGUCAUGGAGUGUCUGGCCUCAGGCAUCCUGUUACCAGGUGGUCCAGGGUUACACGACCCUUGUGAGAAAGAGCCGACAAACACGUUAGCCAACAUGACCGACCAGCAGGCUGAGGCCAUCACCUACAGUGCACAGCAUGCUCUCAGGCUCAUGGCAUUUGGACAGAUCUACAAGGUGCUGGAGAUGGAGCCUCUUCCCUCCAAUAAACCAUCGCAGAAAUACCCUUGGUCUGAUAAAGAAGGAUUAGGUCUGAAGAGGCCUUAUGAGGAUGGAACAAUGGAUGACAAGGACCUCAUCAAGAAGAUGAAGAGAAAUCUACGGAAAGUCCUGGACAGUAAAGCCAUAGACUCCAACCAGCCUAUGAACGCCCUGAUGCGGUUGAACCAGAUCCGGCCGGGGCUGCAGUAUCGCCUGCUGUCCCAGUCGGGCCCGGUUCACGCUCCGGUCUUCACCAUGUCUGUGGAUCUGGAUGGUACCAUUUAUGAGGCAUCUGGAUCAUCCAAGAAGACCGCCAAGCUCCAUGUCGCUGUCAAGGUUCUCCAAGCAAUGGGAUACCCAACAGGUUUUGACUCAGACCUGGACCCCUUGAGUUCAGAUGAGAAGUCGGACGGUGAGGGGAAGAGUGAGAUGUCCACCCACACAAGCAAUAACCCAACACACUCCUCAGACAGUUCCAACACACUGGAGGUGCGAACUCAGGGUCCCAUACUGACGGCGAGUGGGAAGAACCCGGUCAUGGAGCUGAACGAGAAGAGACGAGGUCUUAAAUAUGAGCUCAUCUCGGAAAGUGGAGGCAGUCACGACAAGCGCUUUGUUAUGGAGGUGGAGGUCGAUGGACAGAAGUUUCGUGGGGCAGGCCCCAACAAAAAGGUAGCAAAGGCCAGCGCUGCUCUCGCAGCUCUGGAAAAACUCUUCUCUGGUCCCAAUGCAGCUGCAAACAAGAAAAAGAAAAUAUUGCCUCAGACUAAAGGAGCCCUGGCCGCAGCAGCAGCAGCCUCAGCGGUGGCAGCUCAGGUAGCCAGAGGAAGAGGAAGAGCUGCUCUUGCCAGAGGAGCCUUUGUGAGUGCUGCAGCACCUGGAUAUGUCACACCAGGCUUUGGGACACCGUAUGGAUACAGCCCUGCUGCUGCUGCUCCUGCCUAUGGUGGUCUUUUCAUUGACAAUCCCUUCUACCAGCCGCGGACCAUCGCUCCUUUUAUCAUUCAUCUGGGUCCCCAGGAUCUGUUCUCUGACUUCUAGGGGCAGCAUGUUGUUGACUUUGCUCCUCACUCUUACAGUAACUGUCUGUACGAACACCUGGCUGCUCACAUGCCCACCUGUUUUUCUGUCCGUCUCAGCGGGCUGCCUUUCUCUCCAGCUGAACUCAUAGAUUCAGAACAGUUUUCUUUUGACUAAUCUGCUGGAGCAAAAAAAAAAGGAAAAAAGCUUGCUGCCCAACAACAGCGGCAGUCUGACCUACUGACCGAGAAGCACUAAGCUCUUCUCUCUGUUUUCUCUACUCUCUGCCCAGAUUAUCACUUCAGAGGAGAGCAACUUUACAAAAAGCAAUACUUGGAUUUAUCGAGAAAUGUUCAGCUGCAUCUCUGCGGGACUGGGCUGAACUUUGGUCUUUCUUAUAGCAAUACAUCUGAACUCCUCUCUUCAAGCUUACGUACUUGAGAAGAUGUGAAUGUCCAAUGGAGUUUUACCCAACACAGCAUUGCAAUAGCUCAUUUUGAUUGUAUAUUCAUUGUAUGUGUGUGUACGUGUGGCUAUAUACAGUACAGACUAUAUACACAUAUAUGUAUGGUGUAUGUUUCUAUAAUGAUGUGUUGACAAUAAUAUUACUAUAUGAUGUAUUUAUGUAAAUAUGCUAUAAAAUCUUAUUAUUGUUGGUAUAAAUUAUUUUAGAAUUAUAAAGUGAAAUGUAACUGUAAUAUCACAGUAUAGCUUUCUUCCAAUUUUAUAUACACUGAGCAAUUGAAGCUAGUCCUAGGAGAUGCAAUAUUUUCUUUGUUUUCCUAUUAACCUGUGCUGUUAGAAUAAUAAUGCUUCCUUUUCUUCCUCUCUUUCCAUCCAACUUUUCCUCUGUCUUUGAUGUCUAUCUGAGCCUUUCUGAGCACGCUCUCUGCUGCCAGAGGUUUGUUUACAAAGCCUGGACCAGAGGUGCUCAAUACUGAACACACGCAUAACCUAAUCACACACACUUUUCCUGUCAGAAAGCACAUUUUCUAUAGUCUCACUGCUGGCAGGGAAUACUGUUGUUACAAACACUUUAUGUGUAUUAUACUGUAUGUGUAUACUCUGAUGUGCGCACUCCUCCCUCUGCCAUUAACACAUUAACAAACGCACCCAUCUCCGCUACCAUCAGGUCCAUAAGCACAGCCCACUGACACCCAUCGCUGUUCCUUCUGUCUGUAAACCCACACAUUCACACACCUUUCCCUCCUGUUGCAGGCCUCUACUUUGGCCUUGUUACAUAAGAUACAGCACAAACAAACAGCAAGGUAAUUUAGCCCAUAUAUCUUACUGAGAUGCUUUACUUUCAUACUUGAAUGUAAUCUGUUUGUAGUCCAGGGAAAUGUCUCCAACGUGACUCCACUCUGUUGAAAUAGCAGUUUAGUGGGUUGUAUUGUUUUAGAAACAUAUGGUGGUCUGUUGUCUUUGGCGUGGCAUCAUCUGCAGGUUUGAGGGGUUUUAUUGCAGAGAAUGAUAUUAAUAUAACAUCAUUGCUAAGAUUAAAAGAUCUGUAAAGAGGGAAUCCUGAAUGGAGCUGCAUUGAUUUUGCUGUGCCCAUGUUUAGGAAAAGGAAUCAGUGAUUAAUUCCCUUAUUGAUUCCCUAUCUAUUUGCCAUGUGGAAACCUUUGUUUUCAGUGGAGAAAAAAAGUUUCCAGCUGCUGGUUUCCAUGUCAUUGUUUUGCAAUGCAAAACCAUACAAAAAUCAUGGCAGCAUCGAUAAAUGGAAUUGCUAACAAGGAAAUCAUUUUCAAUGUGUUUGAUUUCUAGCUGUACCCAUACUUGGGCGUAAAUAUCUCAGCUUUUGUUUUGCUUUGAAUCUGUCUAAAGUGCAAUACAGAAUGGCUGGAAUGCCCUUUUACUGUUCGACACCGAGGCACUGCUGACAGAGUGUGAGUAAACCAGUGGUUGAACUGCUCAGGAGAAGCUAACUGAGGGAGAAUGGAGUUUAGUUUCUUAGCAUUUGUAGUCUAAAAAAUGUUUGACUUCUGAGUAGUUGAGUUUGUAGUCGUAGUAUAAUAAGUAGUGUAUCGAUAGUAUUUAGACUGGUAGCUUAUGUAUUCUAUUAAUCUCUAAAGUGCUAUAGACACAUAAUUGGUUAAUGUUGGAGGUGAACAGAUUGGGGUAUGGUUGACACAGCAGUGUUGACAUUCAUGGAAGAUAUGUGUGUGUGAUUUUACAGUGUGUGUGCUGCUUUGAAACUGCUGUUUUUUGCCUUCAUUGGUCUUUAUUUUAGCCUAGAGAUAAAAUGUCACUCAGCGGAGACAAAAUCGAAGAGAAUGUGCAUCAAAAGGUUUUCUUCUCACACUCACCUUGAUCUAGGCGCCGGUUUGAUCUCUUGUGUUUGUCCUGGCUAUGAUUCAACUAAACAUAUGUCUAAGAAAGCCUGUAAAGUCUCAGGCCUCAGUGCACUGUUUUUGUGUUUUUUUAACACAAUAAGUCAAAUGAAAUGCUACUGAACUGACCGAGAAAAGGAAUCUGCAUUUUUGGAUAAAGUCGUAGUGGUGCAGUGAGGAUAUCCUGCACUGGAUGGAGUGAAGUGCUUUAGUGUGAACAGCUGGUUCCUCUGCUUCAACAAUGCGAUGUCCAGGCUCUGCUCUCAUGUCUGUCUGGGCCUCAAUGGUUUUAACAGGACUCAGGCUCCUUGUAUAUGUGGCAUUCACUGGACUGCCAAUCAAUCAAUCAAAGUUUCCAUUAUACACUUCUAAAACCCCACUGGUAACGUAAGCACCUUGGAAUUUUUCAGCCACAGAUAAUGCUCUUAUCUGGUAAUCUUUGCUUACAUAUGAGAAACAUAACCAGCUGGCAUUCACAGGAGUCAGUUAGCACUGGGAUCAUCUUGCUUUUCUGACAUGCACUAGUGUUAAGUUUAUCCUGUUGCUAAGACAUCUCAAAGAAACUAGAUCCUGGUGUUUAAAAAAUGAUCUGCUGUAUAGUAAUGGAUUCCUGUAGAGCUUGGUGGUGUGGAUCGAGUCUAUUGGGUUCUUUCAAGAUUUUUACAGUAAUUUUCCAUCACAUCACAAAGCACAUCUGUUCCCCUUGUCUCUAAAAGUCAAACAGACAGAUCAGAGAGAGGCUGUAUUUCUUUGCCAUGACUUUUCAUCCUCAUGUGGAAUUCACGCGGAGGUGAAUAACUUCGAGCUUUGCCGUGUGGAAACAGACCUUCUCUAUCAGCUAAAGAAUUUCUCCUAAUUUCCCCUCUGCCCUGCUCCUGCUCUCUUUUUCGGCUCCAUCCUCUCGUUCCAGAUGGCACACAUUAAUAAGGCAGACAGUCAUACCUCAGUGAGCAACCUUUUCAUUUCCCCUCAGACUGAACAGACACACUGGAGGAGUCACCCUGACUACUGACCCUGUCCUCCUGGUCUGUUGGCCUGACGACAUGCGCUCAAAGCCAGGGUGGCACAGAGCAGGAGCGUGGGGGGUGGGGGGCUCAGGGAAACACAUUUAGUUCAAUCCUGGCAUGGUGCUCUGUCAGGACGGCACCAGCAGUUUUAAAUUUGCUUAAAACCCAAAUAGUUGCCAGUUGCCAAGUGGAUUGCAGUUUAAUAGGAUUAUAACAUGACGAGAGAAAUCGAUGUCCUGUAUCUAAAUAUAAAUGCAUGUUUGGGUUCAAUUAGGCAAAGCAUGGAGAAAAAAAAGAGAUAAUAAGUUUUGAUGAGAAGUGUUAUGGUCUUUUAGUGUGGGUUUUAAUUUCAAUUAAGCCUUAAAGAUCUACAACUAUUUUAACUGAGAGCUCCAAAUGAAUUUAUCUGUACUUUUAACCUCUUCUUAGUGAUUUACUUACCUCCAUUUAUUAUAACAUUAUCCUCUGCAUCUGCAUUUCUGCAUUUUCUAUACCGGUACUGUCACCUUCUUAAAAUAAUUGCCUAAGUCAUUUAUUGACAAAAAUGACAGGCAUGAUUUUGCCUAAAUCAUCAAAUACUCCAUUUCUGGCAAAGUUUUUUGUGUUUCCUAAAAUCUGGGGAACAAAAAUUUACUUUUCCGAUUAUUUUAGGAGGGUGCCAAUAUUUAAUUUAGUGACUAUGAAUAUGUUCAUAAAGUGCAGAGUAACUUCAGAGAAAAACUGAAGAAAACAUCUUUUUCAUUAAUUGAACAUAAAAACAAGUAUCUACAGUCAACCUUCAUUCAUCAGCCAUGGUUUUUACUGGUGAAUAAAUGUUGACAGCGUUUCCAUGUUCCGAAUGUACAAAUAAGAUCCAUCUAGUGUCACUGCUAAAAAGCUGAGAAACUGCAUUUUACCCAAAUUAUAUACUUGUAUUGGCACUGACAUAUUGAUUAGUGUUUCAACAGAUUUUAAACAUUUUGUAACAGUAGAUGCUUUUGGUCGCUGGUGUCUGUUUAGGUCUUGGAGGGUUAGGUUUUCAUUAUUUUUAUGAAUGUAUAGUGUUAAUUUUAGUUAUUCAUGAGGAAAGCCAUGAUUUACAGAAGCUUAAAUAUGUCAGUGAAGUCAAAUAUGAUUCACAAAUCACGUCUCCAUACUGUGUAAAACCAGUUUAUUCUUAAACACCAUAAACACUGGGGGUAAAUGAAAAUAAAAGCUUAUUUUAUCUGCAGUUCUAUGACAAGUCACUUCAUACUGCACUGUUCAUUGUAGUUUUUAUUGAGGUUUUUUUGUUUUGUUUUGUUGCCUGUUUUUAUUGUUAUUUAACUUAAAUUAUUUAGUUCACUACUAGUUUUAGUUUUACUUUUUAAUAACAUGUUCAGGAUUCAAGACAAAGCAUGAAAAACCAAAAGGAAAUCAUAAGUUCUGCUGGACAAACCAUUGUUGCUGCCACAAGUUUUCCUUCAUGACCCAUUUAAAAAAAAAGCUUUUUUAAGGACAGAGAAAUAAAACACAAGUGAAUCAGAGGAACAUACAUUUUCCACCUGUGUUUCUCGUAUUGUAGCACCGUCAGGAAGAUGGCAAGACCAGUUUUACUCCACCAUGAAAUUUCUGAGAAUAGAGGUUUUCCUGUGGAAACACAGUCUCAGUAGCUGUGCAGUAAAAGGUUGCAUGGAUAACUUUCAAGGAGAGUAAUGGCUGUUUGUGCUGGACUUUGAGCUGUCUGACGGAUGGUCUUCCUGCUGCGGUGUCCCCCAGAAGAGCUUUAAGAGCUCACUUUAAAAGUAGUUUCCCUGCAUCUACAGUUUGACAAACACUGCCUCUCAGAGGUGGAGCAGCACUGCAGCGGAUGUGUAACAGCCGCUACACCUGUAAAUCUAAAGAAGCACAAAACUCACACACACAAGCAAUACACCACACAUUGAACUCAGGGCUACCUGACAUACACACACACACACACACACACACACACAAGUAUGCAAAUAGACACAACCGUCACACACAUGUACCCACAUUUGUAAAUAUUUCUGCAUCUUUCAUAGUGAAACGUGUAAUGACAAUAACAGCUGAGCACACUGAGACAGCAUGACAUACUCUGCUCUGUGGUCUGUAUAUUACACAUAUGAUUGUACUGUAUGUAGUGAGAGUCACACAAGUGGUUUGGCCUUGUUUGCAAUUUAGGAUUUGAGCCAUGACACAUUACACUCCCAUUUGCCCUAUUUAUUAUCUUGGUGCUUUUUAAUGGGCUGUCUGUAGCACUGUACAUAAUGGAUUUAGUUUUUCAUUUUUUAAUGUGCAGAAACAGAAGUUGUCUAUGAGCAUCACGAGCUUUGCUGUCACUAGAGGAAAGAGGGAGUCGUACAGUCAUCAAAAAACUUUUUGGCGCCAAAUGCAGGAGCUUUGCGUUGCCACACUAGGUGGUUAGAAGCUGCAAUAUGUUCAGUAGUUAGGAGGUCUGAGUGCAUUUGCUGCCAGGUAGCAUUUGCUUUUUAGAGUUUCUGUUUGGGAGCUUGGUUUCCCAAUGGUACCUCUUCAUCCUCUCUGCCAGGCUAAAGGUCCAAGAGAGAAGGCAGAUGAUGCAGACCAGCUUUUGGGAAACGAUUCUAGUUUGUUCUGCUGGGUGGGUUUUAUCCAGAGACCAAAGAUUCUGAAGUAUUUGUUGCACAAAUCUGGUCAUCCUGGCAGUCUCAGAGGUGAGAAACCACACAGAGCGAGAUCUGAUAUUGACCGUCUAGACAGUUAUAAAAUGUCAAGCAAAAAAGAACGCAUUCGGUUCUCCUGUGUGUAAAGUCAGGCUGUGAAUGAAAACUGUGUGUUGCCCCUUCUUGCAGAAUCAGUCUAAGUUUGUCUGUAAGCUGAGGAAACAGAGUUGUACAAAGAAAGAGUCCAUCCGUGAGUCCUUGUGAACUCUGAGAUCAGAGCAACAGAAAUAGAUCCAGGAUCACAUUUCGACUGCCGAUGCAAAGUGAACCAGACUAACUGCUGAACAGAUCAUUUUGACUGGGUGUGUGUGCAUGUGUGUGGGGUAGAAGCGUGUGUUUUGUGUGUUCUUUAAGGAAGCACAUAAGGGAAGGGAAACUAUUUCACACCCAUACACACACACACACACACACAAUAUUGCAGUCACAUCAAGCAUGCUGUUGCAUACUUCACGAUCCAAUGGUUGUUUAAGGCCAAUAUCCUCCUGAUAAACGAUCAAAUCAUUUCGGUUGGGAAUGUACACUGUUGUUAUAGUGACUGUAGAGUAGAAUGUAUUUACUCAUAGAAAGAGUAAACCUUUUUGUAGAGAAGCAUAUAUACAGAAUAUAUAUGACUACAUACAUAUAUACAUCUAUAUAUCUUUUGAAUUACUUGUGUGUGAGAGUUGUUUUGGGCGCAUCCACUCUGUUAGAGUCAUAUUUCUUUCCCCUUCUUCAACUUUUAUUUCAUGAUGUUUUCAAAAGUAGUGUCUUAAGAGUGAUGAGUGCUUUGUUUUCCUGUAAAUAUUUUUUUUUUUUUUAAUUUUUAAUAAAAGGGGAUUAAAAGAUAUUUUAUGAUGCUGCCCACAGUAUAAAAGUAUAAAGCGCUAUCUGUUCACAGCAUCUAUUUGAUCUGUUAAAUUAUCAGAGUAUAAUUAUGUGAAAUGUAACAAAGAUGGGGCGGGGGUCCUGUGGUAAAUAGAGGCCAAUGACAAUAAAUGAGGAGGGUC
This is a messenger RNA of Sphaeramia orbicularis (orbiculate cardinalfish), 9669 nucleotides long. It is a transcript of the gene strbp, whose product is annotated as spermatid perinuclear RNA binding protein. Lineage: Eukaryota; Metazoa; Chordata; Actinopteri; Kurtiformes; Apogonidae. The transcript is spliced from 19 exons. Gene Ontology annotation, molecular function: single-stranded RNA binding; double-stranded RNA binding. Bases 488 to 2683 code for a protein of 731 amino acids. Gene Ontology annotation, cellular component: precatalytic spliceosome. The record is from RefSeq and is a predicted model, not a curated record.